Messenger RNA from Chlamydomonas reinhardtii, 1913 nucleotides. RefSeq lists its product as uncharacterized. Bases 317 to 523 code for a protein of 68 amino acids. The transcript is spliced from 5 exons. Lineage: Eukaryota; Viridiplantae; Chlorophyta; Chlorophyceae; Chlamydomonadales; Chlamydomonadaceae. The record is from RefSeq and is a predicted model, not a curated record.
AUGUACAUACGGCGCCCAUAGCAGUUGUCUUGAGACGUGUCGCGGCCAGACGCAAAACGGCUUGACUAUGCCAUCGCGGCGCUUGUAUAAUCUACUGUAUGGCAUGUGCAAUAUAAGUACGCGCCAAUGGACCUGGCAUGCGGACGAUUUCGGUCACAAAGUUUGAACAGUUCUUCCAUCGAGGCGGUAGCUGUGCUCGAAGAGCACGGGCCUCGGGCUCCAAGUGCCGUGGUGCAUGUGAAGCGCUAUGAGGCGAAGAUUAGGCCGGCGCUUGAUGCCGAGAUGGGGAAGCGUGUCACCCGGAGUCACGCCGGAAAUGCAGCGAGCAGCCAUCACCGGCGCUACAGCAGGAGCCGGGCUCGUCGGUGACGGGCGUGACGCUGGGCUCGUACACCUUGCGUCCGCAUGGGCGCAGGCCACGAGCCUUGCCUUCGUUGCUGCCGCUGAAGUCAUGGCUAUGGGCACCCCCGUGACUUCACCCAGCCACCCGACGGCAGCCAUGAUGACCAGCACCAGCAAGUAGGGGCCAGGCGCGGCCCCGCAGCCCAUGGACACCGGCGGCACGCCCACGCACCGCCUCGCCAAGAGGGGCCACGUACGCGCUAAACGGACGGAGGGGAGGCCAGCUUUCACCGGUAUCUCCUGGGACAGCAGCGUGACAGCUUGGCGCGCUCGCUGCCCGCGUGAACUCGCGGGCGGGCAGCAGCUGUUGCUCGGCGGCACAUACAAGCUAGAGCAGAAGCGCGCAGCGCUCGCAGUGAACGAAUUGCACGACCAGCUGCGGCAUCUCGCUGCUGGCAGGCUCGCGGUGCCACCAGCGCCAAACGCUGUGCAUGCCGGCGUGAGCUUGCGGCUGCAGGCAGGCAACAGAGAAGCUGCGGCUCAAGGCGACCGACACGCUGCUCGUUUGCCUGGAUUACGGACGCGCGAGUGGCUGCACCUUCCUUACGUGCCCGCGAGCGAGCUGCCGGCGUACGUGCGUGGCGGGCGGCACGCACAGGGCAGGCGCGAGCUAGCUACUUGGCUGGGCGGCGGGCAGCUAGCAGGCACAAGACCGCAAACUGAGCGGCCAAGGGGCUGCUGCUGACGCAGCAACAGGCCGCUGCCUGUCACGUUUGGAGUUUAAGGACGCCUUCGCCUGAAGGACUGGAUGGGCAAAUGCGCGCACAAGCAAGCGGAGCAGCGCCGCAUUGGGGUUACUUAUGAGCUGUCUGCUUGUGGGCGACAUGCACAAUCUUGACUAUCCUGCCGCUGCUCUCCGCGCGCGGACGUUCAUGACCCAAGCCGCCCUUGCCAAGAAGGCGCCUUAGGCCCGCCGUAGCUACUAAAUGACAGCCGGUCACCAAGCAAACCUUCGAUGCCUGCAUUUAUUUGAUAAGCACCAACAGGAAUAAGGUAAGCUUGCUUAGCACGUGCGUGGCGCAUGCAUACAUUGAUUACACUGUAUAUACACAUGUGCAUGUUUGGCGUUGACGUCGAAUUAUCAUUGACGCAUCAGCGUUGACGGGGCGCUGAUUACUUGUCAGGGCGUUGCAUGGUUAGCAUAGCCGCAGCCAGCAGCAUGCAUACUAAAAACGGUAAUAAUAAUUAUUAUUACAGCGGGAGGAAUCAGGUGGAUGGCGGUUGGCGGCGUAGUAAAGGGCAGGGGCGCGGUAGGCGCGGGCCUGCUGGGCGGCAGCAGGCGUGCGCGCGGCGGCUAGCUACAGAUGUUAGACAGGCAAAGGCAGGUCAGGGCCAAAGCGGAAGCAAUUGCCGAGGCAAGGAUGUAGGAAAUAAACGCGCAGGCCCACCUAUCGGCUGCUGCAUGCAGGCGGGCUAGAUUGACAGCUGUACUGCAGUACUGCAGUAAAUCCCGCAUGCAGCUGUGUCAUCAGCGAGCACGCAAUAAAUUGAUCAUGACAGCUCCGACGACA